Messenger RNA from Aspergillus clavatus NRRL 1, 639 nucleotides. RefSeq lists its product as uncharacterized. Lineage: Eukaryota; Fungi; Ascomycota; Eurotiomycetes; Eurotiales; Aspergillaceae. The record is from RefSeq and is a predicted model, not a curated record. Bases 1 to 639 code for a protein of 212 amino acids. The transcript has a single exon.
AUGCACUUUAUUAGCAAGGGAGCCGUGCUCCUUCUGGCGCUGGGUGUCAGCGCCCGUCCCGUCGAGGAAGCCCGCGCCGAGACCACUGCUGCUGCUGGGUACGGUGACUACAAGGGCUACGGCAACUACGGCAAGUAUGGCGACUAUGGCCACUACAAGCGAGAAGAUAAGCCCUCGGCGACCACUACUCCGGCCAACUACGGAGACUACGGCAAAUAUGCCAACUAUGGCCACUACAAGCGGGAGGACAGGCCCUCCACAACCACCGCCGCCGGCUACGGUGCCUACAAAGGCUAUGGCAACUACGGCAAAUACGGCGACUAUGGCCAGUACAAGGCCAAGAGAGAGGAUGAGGAACCCUCUCCCAGCACCACUGAGACUAAGACCGAGACUCCCACCCCGGGAGACUACGGCAACUAUGAUGAGUAUGGAGACUAUGGCGACUACGGAAAGUACGGCGAUUACGGUUCGUACAAGGUGAAGAGAGACGACAAACCUUCUCCCACGACCUCGACCCCGACAACCUCGACCUCGACGACUUCGACCUCGACGACUUCGACCUCGACGACCUCUCCCACCCCGGUCAAUUAUGGUGACUAUGGUAACUACGGCGACUAUGGCACAUACGAGAAUUACUAG